This is a messenger RNA of Eurytemora carolleeae, 1089 nucleotides long. RefSeq names its product histone-lysine N-methyltransferase SETD7. The record is from RefSeq and is a predicted model, not a curated record. The coding region runs from base 50 to 1057 and encodes 335 amino acids. The transcript has 9 exons. Lineage: Eukaryota; Metazoa; Arthropoda; Copepoda; Calanoida; Temoridae. Gene Ontology annotation, molecular function: protein binding.
GUGAUAUUUUUCAGAUAUGAUGGUUAAAGAAUGAUUAGUAAGAAGGGAAAUGAUCAGUUCACUAAUUAUAAAUUUAUUAAGUCUCCACGUACUCCAUGGACAAAGGACAGAUGAGUGUUAUGCAGGAGAUAUUGCCACGAGGGAGCUGAGGAAGUGGGCACUCACUGAGGAUAUCAAUGUUAAAACUUAUAAUAUUAAGUUCUAUGAGACAGAUCUAACUCUGAUCAGGGAAGAGGAAGGACCCUCCUGGUAUCUAGCUGGAGGUGGAUGGCAGGGUGCAUACUAUUAUGAGUCUGGAGCACCAGGGGAAUCAAGAGCUGGAGCUUAUCUCUACCCUGACUACUCAACUGCAGUAGUUGGACUCUGGAUGGACCAUCUACUCCUUCAGGGAAAGGCAACAAAGUUGGGAGAAGCUUGUAGGUCUGGAGCAACCUGGAUUCUCAAAUUUGCAGAUUUAGAGGGACCUAUACUUAAAUACUCCCCACCAUCACACUACAGUUUGGGUAUAAAUGAACUGCAGCAGGAUCCAUAUGAGGUGAAAACUGUAGAAGUUAAACAGAGUAGGAUUGAAGGAGCAGAAGAAGGACUGUUUACAAAAAGAGAUGUAGUUUCAGGCGAGGUUUUGGCAUUUUAUAGUGGAUAUAUUAUUAACUGUGAUAGCUCUCUAAGAGCACUUGACAGGCGGUAUCUGAGUGAUGAUGAAGAGCAUUUAAGAAACAUGUACAACAUAGCAUUAGAUCUGGAGGAGGGAGAACAUCUUUGUAUUGACCUUCCACCAGACCUGGGGAAUGAUGUGCAAAGGUAUAACGCAACCUUGGGCCACAAGGUAAACCAUAGUUUUAAACCUUCAUCAGAGUUUGUUCUAUUUGCUGUCCAUCCCAUCCUAGGAACUAUUAUGUCAUUGGUUGCUCUACAGGACAUACCAGCAAACCAGGAGUUGACGGUUAACUAUGGAUACAACUGUACAACGGAUCCAGAUCAACCAGACUGGUUUAAAACACAAUGGAACAAUUUCUACAGAGAAGAAGACCAAUUACAUGACCAUCAAGAGUUGUAACCGUUUAAAUAAUAAAUAAAUUUACAUAAAUA